Sinocyclocheilus rhinocerous is the source of this 908-nucleotide messenger RNA. RefSeq lists its product as uncharacterized. Lineage: Eukaryota; Metazoa; Chordata; Actinopteri; Cypriniformes; Cyprinidae. The annotation marks the transcript as partial. The transcript has 3 exons. The record is from RefSeq and is a predicted model, not a curated record.
GGAGAAUAAAAACGUGACGUUGGGAGAAUCUGUCACUUUAAACCCUGGCAAUGAAAUACACAGAGAUGAUGAGAUACAGUGGAUGUUUGGUGAUGAAAACAAACUCAUUGCUCAAAUGAUGGGACAGACUAGAGAGAUCACAUAUCCUGAUGCUGACAAGAGAUUCAUAAACGCACUGCAGCUGGACAAGACUGGAUCUCUGACUAUCAAGAGCAUCACAAAUGAACAAACUGGAAAUUAUAAACUACAGAUAUGCAACAGCAGAAGAACCACAAAGAAGAAAUUUUGUGUUGCUAUCAAUGUGAACAUUCUGUCAGUGAUGGAUGGAGAUGAAGUCAGACUAAACACUGGUGCUGAAAUACAGACAGAUGAUGAGAUAGAGUGGAAGUUUGAAACUGAGAAGUCUCCCAUAGCUGAAAUAAAAAAAAGGAAUGGAGAGACACAUGAUGGUCCUGAUUGGAGAUUCAGAGACAGACUGAAGCUGGACGAGACGACUGGAUCACUGACCAUCACAAACAUCAGACCCAUACAUGAUGGGGUUUAUCGAGUAAAGAUCAGCGGCAGCAGAGAACCCAAAUACAAGACAUUCAUUGUUACUGUCACUGUGCGGGUGCUUUCAGUGAUGGAGAGAGAUUGUGUCUUUAUAGACACUUAUACUAAAAUACAGAAGGAUGAUCUGAUCCUGUGGAAGUUUGGAGAUGAAGACCGCCUCAUUGCUCAAAUGAUUGGAGAGACCACAAAGACAUUUGGUGGUCCUAAUGAGAUAUUUAGAGAAAAACUGAUGCUGGACCAGAAGACUGGAUCUCUGACCGUCAUGAAUUCCACAAUUAAACACUCUGGACUUUAUAAACUACAAAUCAGCAACUGCAGAGGGACCAAAUACAGGGAAGUCAAUGUUGAAAUCCAUG